CCUCACGAUGGCUGAAUAAAGCGUCGCGCGUUGCACAUUCCGGUAUUGAGUGUCAUUAUUUUAUUUUACUUUUUUUUUCCUUUCCACCGGAUUUGUCCUCGGUUUCAUGCCCGCGCGCAGUAUGUGAGCGCCAUGCGGGCGGCGCGGUGCCUCCUCCUGUGGGCUGCGGUCUCCGUGACAGGCUGGAGCACCGCAUCGCGGCAAUGGCGAGAGAGAGGAGGAGGGGGGAACGGCGACGGGCGCGCGCAUCGUGAAGAACAAAUCACGCGGCCGCAGCGGCUCCAGCAGCGCGCGGAUGCAGAGGGCGGCGAGCUCGCGCACGGUCGCCUGGAUACCAGAGUGAAGAGUGAGGACGCCGGCGCGCGUCACCCGGUUCAUCUCGCUCAGUUGUCAUUUCUGGUGAAGGCGUUUGGGACUUCGUUCAUUUUGGACCUGGAGCUCAACCAUGAUCUCUUGUCUUCAGACUAUGUGGAGAGACAUUUUGAUGAAGAUAGAAGACCAUUCCAUAAUCAGGGAGGAGAGCACUGUUAUUACCAUGGCACAGUAAGAGGAGCGAAGGGUUCCUGGGUCGCUCUUUCCACUUGCCAUGGCCUCUGGGGAAUGUUCUCAGAUGGCAACUUUUCCUAUGGGAUUGAACCCGUACCACACAUCGAUGAGCAGGGCCAAAAUGCUCAUGUUGUGUACAGACUGCCUGACCUUCAACUCAAUGCACCACACUGCCCCGAAUGCAAUGCGACCAGUGACCUGGACUCCGCUGUGGAUGAUGUCGUUCUUAUUUCUGCUGAGAGCGAUGGGCCCACUUUCACACACAGCCUGAGACGGGUCAAACGCCAGAUCCGGAGGCCACCGCGUACUGUUCAGACCGAGACCAAAUACAUUGAGCUGCUAGUGGUGAAUGACUAUGACCUGUUUGUGCAGAUGCGUAGGUCGACUGCGCAAACACGCAACUUUGCAAAAGCCAUCGUCAACAUGGCUGAUGCAAUUUAUAAAGAACAGCUCAACACAAGGCUGGUGCUUGUCGCUAUGGAGACGUGGUCAUCCCAGAACAUGGUUUCUGUGGGCGAUGACCCUCUGAUGACCCUGCGUGACUUUAUGAAAUACAGGAGGGAAAACAUCAAAGAGAAGAGCGAUGCUGCACAUCUGUUCUCGGGGCGCACGUUUCAGAGCAGCCGCAGUGGUACGGCGUACAUUGGGGGCAUCUGUUCUCCUACACGUGGAGGAGGAGUCAACGAGUAUGGAAACGUGGGUGUCAUGGCCAUCACACUGUGCCAGAGUUUAGGACAGAAUCUGGGCAUGAUGUGGAAUAAAGACCGCGCCACCGCAGGAGACUGUAGAUGUCCAGACCUUUGGCUUGGCUGUAUCAUGGAGGAUACGGGGUUCCACCUGCCCAGGAAGUUUGCCCGCUGCAGUGUGGAGGAAUACGUACGCUUCCUGCAGGACGGAGGAGGCAGCUGUCUGUUCAACAAACCCACGAAGUUACUGGAUCCUCCUGAAUGUGGAAACGGAUUCGUGGAGCAAGGAGAGGAGUGUGACUGCGGCUCGCAAGUGGAGUGCUCUCGAGCAGGAGGCGCAUGCUGUAAGAAGUGCACUCUUACCCAUGAUGCAAUGUGCAGUAACGGACUGUGCUGUAACAGGUGUAGGUAUGAGCAGAGAGGUGUGGUGUGUCGAGACUCUGUGAAUGAUUGCGAUAUUCCAGAAACGUGUCCUGGUGAUUCCAGUCAGUGUCCUCCUAACGUACAUAAACUGGACGGCUACAUGUGUGACGCAGGACAGGGUCGCUGUUACGGUGGUCGCUGUAAGACCAGAGACGGACAGUGUCAGGCGCUGUGGGGUCACAACUCAGCAGACCGGGUGUGUUAUGAGAGGCUGAACACUGAGGGGACAGAGAAAGGGAACUGUGGACGAGACUCCACUGGACAGGCGUGGAUCCAGUGCAGCAAACCUGAUGUACUGUGUGGGUUUCUCUUGUGCUCUAACAUGACCAUGAAGCCUCGUUAUGGUGAUUUGGACGGAGAAGUCACCAGUCUCACCAUCUACCAUCAGAAUAAGUACCUGGACUGCCAUGGCGGACAUGCCGUUCUGGAGGAUGGCUCAGAUCUGGGUUAUGUAGAGGACGGAACUCCGUGUGGCCCUAACAUGAUGUGUUUAGAGAAGCGCUGUGUUCCAGUCAUGACCUUUAACCUGUCAGUGUGUCCCGGUUCCUCCACCUCACACAUCUGUUCCAAUCAUGGGACAUGCAGUAAUGAGGUGAAGUGUAUCUGUGACUCAGACUACACGGGGAAGGACUGCAGUGUGUAUGACCCGCUUCCUGAUCCACAGCUUCCAGAAGGGUCUGAGAAAUACAAAGGUCCGAGUGGCACAAACAUCAUCAUUGGUUCUUUAGCAGGAGCCAUACUGCUGGCAGCUAUAGUGCUGGGAGGAACAGGCUGGGGCUUCAAGAAUAUCCGGAGAGGAAGGUAUGACCCUGAUGAACAGGCCAUGAUGUGACACAUUUAUUUUAUUGAUUUGAAUUGAAUUUUAGUGUGGUGACCCUUCAUGUGAAGUUUAGACAUUUUCUGCUAUGAGUGUGUGCAGCCUGAGCGCACAUCCUUAGUAACUCCCUGAGCGGCUUUAAAUUCAUCUACUACAUCAUUUAUAUAGUUGAGAUGGAUUAUAAACUGGAGUGAUGUGGAUGUGGGGAAUAAACCAGAAUCCUGCUGUGAGUGAAUUAACAUCCAUCCUCAACCUGUUUCAGUGCAGCUCCAGAUCAUUUACACAUCAUUCUCCGCUUAUAAAGAAAUAUAGUAUUUACAUGUAAUGACACUAUUCUAAGAGAAAAUCAUCUGAAAUAGAUUUUUUAACUGCUGUUUGUUUGUUUUUUUAAAUUGUAAUGACUUUUAUUGAGUUUGUAGAACAUCAUAAUGAUUAAAGUAUGUUAUCCAUAUCCGAGUGCAGGUCACACCUUGUCUGAGUUCUGUCAGCUUAGCCCAUGUUUACAUUAGACCGUAUCAGCGGCUCAUCAGAUUAACGUUUUUAAAACGAUUAGUGUGCACACAGCAACACUAAUACACGAUUUGCGUGCACACAGCAACACCAAUACACGGAUACGCUUGGCUCCGCAGGCAUCCUGUGCUCCAAAUCACUCCGCCCUGAACAGCGAGUGCCCUCUGGAGGGUGCGCACUCCGGCCCUGCGCAGCUCACAGAGCGCGCGAGUGAAGUGCACGAGCAGUGAUUUGGGACUGAGCCGCUGUGUGUGUGAUCCCAGCGCAUAUCACUUACCACUUGCAAGUGGAAAGAUGGCAAGCCUAAAGACAAUCAUAACUACACAAUGGACAGUAUUUGCAUCAGUAUUUGCAGUAUUUUCAUACUUUUAUACUCUUUAAUGAAAGGUGAUACAAGGCGGAAGUCCGCGCCGUUUUUCAGCAGUCGCGUCACAUGACCAACGCCAGCGAAUCAGGAAGGUGGAUGUCACAGUGACGUUGUCCAAUGACGACGCCAGCUAGAGCUCAGCACAGCGUAUCUGCGUAUCUCAAUGUUUACACAGCACCAGAUCAGACACGAUCUGGAUUGAAUACGUGGACGCUGGCGGAUUCCCGUUUCCUGGCGUUUCCAGGCGGUUUAAUGUAAACGGACAGUGCAUCCGCGAAGAAAACGAGACAGAUACGGUCUAAUGUAAACUUGGCCUUAGACAAACAGGAGACUUGAAUUUUUAUUUUUGUUCUCAAUACGACAAGUCAGGAGGGAAUGAUCAUCAGACAUAUUGAGGUGUUUAUAUUUCCACCAUUAAAGAGAAACAUCAUGAAGAUAUUCUGCUCAGGCUCUUAGCUGCUCUGUUAUUUGUAUGAAGCCUCACGUAGUCGUUAAUUAUUCAUGAGUUUUCCCAUUUUUUCUAA
Molecule: messenger RNA, 3873 nt
Organism: Neoarius graeffei (lesser salmon catfish)
Lineage: Eukaryota; Metazoa; Chordata; Actinopteri; Siluriformes; Ariidae
Gene: adam11
Product: ADAM metallopeptidase domain 11
Exons: 26
Coding region: 133-2487 (784 amino acids)
Biological process (GO): proteolysis
Molecular function (GO): metalloendopeptidase activity
Source: RefSeq, a predicted model, not a curated record